UUUGCUCGAGCCGUAUGCGCAAAAUAUGGGUGCGCUGCUGUAGUGCGGUCACUUCGGAAAAAAUUGAACCAGUGUAGUUUGAAGUGUUUUUGAACGUGACGUGGACGGAAGAGUGGGUGAAGGGAGAGUGCAGUUCAUAUCGGUUGGAGAUUGUUCGGUUUGUGUUCGUGCGGGUUCAUGGAUAUGUGCAGGUGAGUAUGGAUUGUUGUGGGGAUUAUUGUGUUGGGUACAAGGCUGCUGUGGUGCCGGUGAGUGUUGAGUGCGAGGCUGUUGUGGUGCCGGUGUCUGCUGAGUACGGGGUUGUUGCGGUAUCGGUGUGUAAGUGUUCGUGUGUUGUGUUCGUGAAUGUAGAGAUCGCGGCGGGAGCGAAAUGAACUCACGCACACCGAUCCCGACCGGCCAGGAGGCUGCGUUAAGUGCCUUACUACGAAGGGCAGCAGGGAUUCUGACCUUGAACGAUACAGCACUCAAUGGGCGAGGAACCGUUCCUGCUUUUAGCAGGCUAAAAGCAAUUACGUCUGCAGUGUCCAACUGCAAACACACCAACGAGACAACUUGCUCUAUGGUGACGGACGCAGCCAACCUUGAAAGAUGCAGCCAUAAAUAAUCGGUUCUUGGUGUCUGUGAAACGGUUGGUAUUGAAGCGGAGGUUGUAUUAGUACCUGUGAUUAUUGGUGGUAGUGAAGGACGAUCGAUUCGGUGAGUGUUGUUUGUAUUUGUGACGUUUGAUAUUGCUGCACUGUCAACAAACACGGCAUCUGAGGAUGCAACUGCAUCACGAAAUAAUCUUCGUCUUUUUCCGUUUGGUAGUGCAUCUGGGAGCAAUUGAUCGCUAUGUUGCAAGGAUGCCGAAUGGGCCGUGGCAAUUCCGGCAAAGCCAUCCCGAAUCUCCUGUAUCACCGGUGGGACCAAGCUAGCCUUCAUGGCAUCAACAGCAGCUGUGAGGGCUGCCUGAAACCCAACCUGCAUACCCAUGCCCUUGACCGCCUUGCUACGCGGAUUCCCGAUGGCGUUAGUACACCCAAUGCAACUCCAGUGCAGGGAAGCCAUCCGUUUCACUUCAUCGAUGACCGAUAUAGGCACCUUAGUGCACACCAGAUGAUGCCGCUGCAGAUGAACGUCGAAGCAGCCACAAAUAAAAGCCAAAUAUAUCGCGAACACGGUGGUUUUCGUCAGGAACACGAUGGCAGGGUCACGAGACUACACUUAUGGACACACUAAAACUGGUGUUGAUUAGAGCAAAACCAGAUUACACCAAUAAAAUAGCGGAUAAAUGCGGAGCGAUAGCAGUAGACACGCUGUGUUGACAACUGUCAAAUGUUUGGGGUCAAAUGACAACUGUCAAAUUGCUCCUUAACCAACAAUUCCAGCACCUUUUCGAGUACAUGCAACAUAUUGAUGGGACGAACCUCUUCCGCACUGGCAGCUCCGCUCACUUUAGGAAUAGGUAUUACCAAUGAUUCCUUCCAAGUCUCCGGAAAAAUACCCUCCUCCAGCGACUGAUUGAUCACUAUAAGAAGAGACUCUCCUACCACAUGGAAGCAAUCCUGAAUAGUAUUACAGUUAACAUUUCCUAUGCCCGCUGUUUUGGACAGGCUGAAACAAAUAGUUUUUAAUUUCUCUUUUGUAAUUUUCUGAAAUUUGAAUUGGUUUCCUGGAGCAUCAUUACAAAACAAAGAAUCAGGCGCUCUGGCAUCAGCAAUGUUUUGAUUUAUAUCUAAAACACUUUACAAAAAACAAAUUGAAUUUCUGGCAUAUUAUUGAAUCUUCCGAUUCUACCAACCCAUCAAAUUUUACAACAAAAACGCGUGAUUCCUCUGACCUUAGUAAACUUUUAAGCACUUUCCACAACUCCUUGCUAUCUCCUUUAUGCUUAGAUAUCUCACCACUAAAGUA
Messenger RNA from Anopheles arabiensis, 1896 nucleotides. RefSeq lists its product as uncharacterized. The coding region runs from base 835 to 1221 and encodes 128 amino acids. The record is from RefSeq and is a predicted model, not a curated record. The transcript is spliced from 2 exons. Lineage: Eukaryota; Metazoa; Arthropoda; Insecta; Diptera; Culicidae.